Messenger RNA from Paramormyrops kingsleyae, 1029 nucleotides. The record is from RefSeq and is a predicted model, not a curated record. NCBI's taxonomy places the organism in Eukaryota, Metazoa, Chordata, Actinopteri, Osteoglossiformes, Mormyridae.
GUCAACUUUUUCCGCAUAAGUCGCUGACGGCAGUUCAGCGUUGACCGUCUGACAAGGUUUUUUUUUUUUUAGUUUUGUGGGACUUGACAUGAAUUGCUUUGAAUGCAAGUUACAUGCACGAACCAGCUUCCAGUGCAGGCUGUGCACCCGAAUUCCGGACCAUCCCCGGCGAGAGUGCUUUCCGUGCCGUCUGUAUUAUUGCUUUUAUGCACCGCUUAAACCCGUCCACCUCUCGGCUGGUCCAUCUCACUCAGUGAUCUCAGCUCAGUCCUGCCCCUAUCGGGAAGCUGAUCAUCAGGGGACAUAAUCUCCCUCGGGAGCUUUAUACUGUAAAUAUAUAAUUGUAUACCCUCAGGUGGCAGAAUUUGGGGAUCGUGUAAAAUGUGCGAUUUGCGUCCGGUGUGCUGUAGGAACAGGGGGUGUAAGGAAACCCUUGGCAUGGAGGACGCAGAGGCGCACAUGCGGGAAAGCUGCGCCUACAGGGCGGUCGGCAUGUGCCAGCAGGGAUGCGGCUCUCUUCUGCUCCACCAAGACCUGGUCCGGGGCCACUGCUGCUUAUCCACCCUCCGCGCCCAGAACGCCGUGCUGAGGGCGAAGCUCGCUCAUCUGGACCUGGAGGCCAAGGAGCAGAAGGUCCGCUGGGACGACAGGGAGCGGGACCUGCUGACGCAGGUGCGCGGGAUGCGCAGGGAAGCCCGGCUCGCGGCGCUCCGGUACCGGCACCAGCUGCACCAGUACAUGGUCCUCAUCAGGAAGGUGACCCAACAAGUUCUUGGGCGUGUCAAGGGUGGAGAUGAGGCUCAUGUGAGUGUGAGUCUCCCCAGGAAUAAAGACUCCUUGGCAAUUAAUGACAUGAGUACAAUGUCCUGUCAGAAAAACGUGGGACCUGAGGUCUCCAGCAGAGCUCUGCAGGUACAGUGCCUUGUGUCGCAUGAGAAGUCAGCUGGCAGCAACACCUUUGCCUGUCAGCCAGCGGAGGGCGACCUGGAGCAGCUGGGCCAGAGGACGGGCCGGAAAUCAUCACUUUGA